Messenger RNA from Rubroshorea leprosula, 1687 nucleotides. NCBI's taxonomy places the organism in Eukaryota, Viridiplantae, Streptophyta, Magnoliopsida, Malvales, Dipterocarpaceae. The record is from the annotation of a GenBank genome assembly.
AGAAAAUAUAGAGCAACAGAUUGCACAAUACAAGGACUCAAUGACUCCACGAUCUGCAAAAAAGGAAACUAAUCUUAUCUCUAAAAAUAAGGAACCAUACUCCACUAAGUAAAGACUCAAUAACAAACUUGGACUCUGUCAAAUUAUAAACUAAUCCUACAAUUUAUCUUGAAGACACGUAAACCAAAAAUUGACAGCUAAGCAAAGAAAUUGACACCAAAAGCAAAAACCCAUUUCAGCAUUAUACCGUAACAGCGUCAACGCUGUGUUUCCUUCAGCUUUUGCUUUUGGGUUCUAUAUAGUCAUUUGAUGCUUUUGGGGAUUGUCAUACUCAUGGGCUUCAGGCACUCUUAAGCAGAAAACGAAUAACACCCGAGCCUAACCUCCUCCACUCCGCUGCCAGAGUUUACUUACCCAUCAAGAUCUCCCCUGCAAGCUUAGCUCGAGUCAACAUGGGGAAAAUACGCUCCCAGAAGAACAUCACCGUCGCCUUACCCGAAGAAGAAGAGAUCGUGGACACCUUCAACAAUGUCAAGGUUACUUGGCGUUAUGUUUGUACUCAGCAAACUGAACAAAACAGAACUUAUAAUGGUGACAACGGCUUCUUUUCUUAUUCUUCGGAGAAGAGGUAUUUUGAGUUAUAUUUUGAUUCCAAACACACAGAAGAAAUCGCCUCUGCUUAUUUACAGCAUGUCAUGACCACAGCUGCGUUAUUGGAGCAAGAAGAAAAGGAGUUGAUGAUUUUUAGUUGCAAUGACUAUACUUUAUCCUGUGGUUUGUCCAAUAGCAACUCCACUUAUUUUCAACAUCCUGCUUCUUUUGACACCAUCGCCUUGAACCCUGACCUGAAACAGAGCAUCCUUGACGAUUUGGAUCGGCUCUUGGCAAGGAGAGAUUAUUACAAGAGGAUUGGGAAGACUUGGAAGAGAGGGUAUUUGUUGUAUGGUCCUCCAGGAACAGGGAAAUCAAGCCUGGUUGCGGCCAUGGCUAAGUACCUGAAAUAUGAUGUGUAUGAUUUGGAGCUUAGCAAUAUUUAUUGCAAUUCACAGCUGAGAGAUGCUUUCCUAAACAUAUCUAGCAAAUCUAUCAUCGUGAUUGAGGAUGUCGACUGUUAUGAAGAGGUCCACGCUCGAUCCAACACAAUAGUAGAUGUCAACCUUCCUCAAUUGGGUUCCCAAGAAAAUAAGCGUGAUGCAUGUGCACUUUCGGGUCUACUGAACGCCAUAGACGGGCUGUGGUCGGGCUGCGGGGAGGAGAGGAUCAUCAUAUUCACCACCAAUCACAAGGACAAGAUUGACCCUGCACUGCUUCGUCCUGGCCGGAUGGAUAUGCAUAUUGAGUUGUCCUACCUAAAACCGUCAGCUUUUUUGGUGCUGGCCUACAACUACCAUGGUCUCCGUGACGGUGACCACCCUCUCCUUGAAGAAAUCCAGAACUUGUUGAAAUACACAAAGGUGACUCCUGCUUCUAUUGCGGAAAAAUUGUCGAGGAGCGACGACGUCAAUGUCGCCCUUGGAGGAGUUGUUGAAUUACUUAAGCGGAAAAGGACGGCGGAGGUCAGCGACGGCGAAGACGAACGUGACGCAGCAAAGAGGAGAAAAUUAUCCGAAAAUAUUGAAAUGAUUUCCUGAUUUUUUUUUUUAAGAAUAUUGCUUGCGUUUUAAUUCAUUAAAAAUAUUUAAAGUUU